CCUCUUGUACGCAGACGUUACUAUUGAUAGAAAUACUGUUUCACAUCCGACCGGUCGUCUACAUUUGUUGCCUGCACUUGGAUGAACUUCCUGAUGAGAGAUCCAGUCAUACAAGGAUCAAGUAUGGCAUAUCAUCCGUUUAUACCUCACCGGGGUCCGGAAUUUGCCAUGAGUGCAAUGCUGGGUCACCAGCCUCCCUUCUUCCCGGCCCUGGCUCUGCCGCCCAGCGGCUCCCUCUCUUUGCCGGGCGCCCUGGGAAAGCCGAUCAUGGACCAGCUGAUGGGAGCCGCGGAGACCGGCCUCCACUUCUCCUCGCUGGGGCAUCAAGCUGCGGCUGCCCACCUCAGGCCUCUCAAGACUCUGGAGCCUGAAGAGGAGGUGGAGGACGAUCCUAAAGUUCACCUGGAAGCCAAGGAGCUUUGGGAACUCUUCCACAAGAGAGGCACUGAGAUGGUGAUCACAAAAUCCGGAAGGCGGAUGUUCCCCCCGUUCAAAGUGAGGUGCACCGGUCUGGACAAGAAGGCCAAAUAUAUUCUCCUGAUGGAUAUAGUUGCAGCCGACGACUGCAGGUACAAAUUCCACAACUCCCGCUGGAUGGUGGCAGGGAAGGCCGACCCCGAAAUGCCAAAGAGGAUGUACAUUCACCCGGACAGUCCGGCUACUGGUGAACAGUGGAUGUCAAAAGUCGUCAAUUUUCACAAACUCAAGCUGACAAAUAACAUCUCCGACAAGCAUGGAUUUGUAAGUUCAACUAAUACCAUUCUUAACUCCAUGCACAAAUAUCAGCCUCGAUUUCACAUCGUGAGGGCCAACGACAUCCUCAAACUCCCGUACAGUACCUUCAGGACUUACGUUUUUCCUGAAACGGAUUUCAUUGCCGUGACUGCUUAUCAAAAUGACAAGAUAACCCAGCUGAAAAUUGACCAUAAUCCAUUUGCCAAAGGAUUCCGUGACACGGGCAAUGGGAGGCGGGAAAAGAGGAAACAGCUGGCUCUGCAAUCCAUGCGUUCAUACGAGGAGCAGCAGAAAAAGGAGAACGGGGCUUCAGACGACUCCUCUGGAGAGCAGACCUCCUUCAAGUGCUUCGGCCAGGCCUCGUCCCCUGCCGUGUCUACCGUGGGCCCCCCGCACCUGAAAGAUUUCUGCGACAGCGAUGAGGAUAGCGACGAUGAGAGCAAAGAUGGACACAUCAAAGAUGGCCCGGACUCCAGCAAGAUUUCCACGACUACGGAGGACGGGAAGGAUCAUGAGGCGAGCCCGGCUAAGGGGCAUCCCUUUAGUAGCAGCGAUUCUACCAGCAGGGUCCGCGACGGCGGCCCUAGGACUGAGAAAAGUCAGGCAGACUCGCGGCAGAGCCCCAUCACCGUCAUCUCCAGUACCACCCGCUCUGGAGAAGACCUCAAGAGCCCGAGCCUGGAACAGCCCAAAGCGGACGAGUGCAGGUCAAUAAGCAAGGACAGUUUCAUGCCUUUGACUGUUCAGACUGACAGCGCGCACAUUGGCCACAGCCACUUGCACAAUUUUGGAUUUCCAACAGGUCUCACAGGACAGUUUUUCAAUCACUUAGGGAACGCGCAUCCGUUUCUCUUGCACCCCAGUCAGUUCAGCAUGGGAGGUGCAUUCUCAAACAUGGCCGCGGGCAUGGGGCCACUGUUGGCAGCUGUGUCCACGGGAGGGGUGAGCACCAUGGACACGACCAGCUUGGCAUCAUCACCGCAAAGCUUGACGGGAGCGCCAAGCCUACCCUUUCAUCUGCAGCAACAUGUCUUGGCGUCGCAGGGCAUUUCUAUGUCUCCGUUUGGAAGUUUGUUCCCCUACCCCUACACAUACAUGGCCGCAGCCGCCGCAGCCUCGUCCGCUGCCUCCUCAUCGGUGCACCGACACCCUUUCCUGAACGCAGUGCGCCCCCGACUCAGGUACAGCCCCUACUCCCUCCCCAUGUCGGUACCGGACAGCACCCUGCUCACCACCGCCAUGCCCGCCAUGACCGGCAACGGGACCGAGCUGAAGGGGGACGGCAUUGUCCCAGCCAGCCCAGUGUCCGCUGUCACCCUGGAUUCCACAUCGGAGGUGACCAGUCACUCGUCCACCAUAUCCUCCGGCUCGGUUUCCAUGUCCCCAAAAACUUGCACGGAGAAAGAUGCUGCCAACGAGCUGCAGAGCAUCCAGCGCCUGGUCAGUGGACUCGACUCAAAUCAGGACAGGCCACGGAGCGGUUCCCCCUAGGAGAGAUUGCUUUUUUUCCCUCUCUCUCUCUUUUUCUUUUUUUUAAAAAAACAAAACAAAAAAACACUCCACCUGCUUCUCGUUUCGUUGUUGUCAUGAAAAGUGAAAAGUGUUGACGAUGAUCAGGACUUGAACAGUAGGGAGAUACUCUCUUAGAUCCAUGCAGGUUUAAAAAAAAAAAAAAAAAAAAAAAAAAAACUAAACUAAAAAACAUGAACUGUUGGAUGUUUUAGUUUCUGAAAUGCACUUUGGUUAAUACACAUCUGAUAUGUAUGUUCUUCUUUUUUCCUCUCAUUUUUUUUUUUUGUUAAAUUAAACAACACUUCUAUCCUGUCAUUUGAAUACCGUACAAGUAUUGAAACUGAAAAGUUGGCAUGGCUGUGACUUACAGAUUUAGGAGAAGUUGCUGCUGUGUCCUGUCUCCUAACUUUAUUGUACACGAGGAGAAAUGUCUUUUAAUAUGCACUCCGAAUUGAUUUGACUCAUUUGAAUUUACUCUACCGUUUGAUCUACCUUUUAAAGACUGCUGUAUUUUGUUGUACACUAGUAAUUGAUAGAUUGGCCAAACGUUGCAUGCCCCCUGAAACCCCAGCAAAUGUUAUUUUAACGCUUAAAAAAUGGAAACAAGUAGGAAAAAUAUUCUGUUCUGAAUAUAAUCAACACACUCCCUUUAAUUUGGUUAUCUUUUUUUAUUAUUAUUAUUGUUUUUCUCCAUUCAAUUUUAAAAAUCAGAAGAGGCCCACUGAAAUCCACGACUGCUGCUAUGGGACAAAACUAUGGUCCAAGCAUGCGGAAUUUAGCCCAAAUGUCCAACAGGCAAAGGGAAGCAGAAAUUUAAAGUAAACACUAAAAAUUAAAGGUAGUAUUGAUUAUAGGUGUACAUAGGGAUAUAUAAAAUAUUUAUGUAAUUAUUUCAUAUUGUUAUUGCGUGUAAAUACAACGGAGUAGUUUGUUUCUAGGGGUCUGUUCUUAAUUUAUUGUCGAUAUACCUGUGUAAAGAUAGUUUGUGGGCUAUUAUCCUUUUGUUGCCAUCUGCAUUUAUACCCCUCUUAAAAUAUGGACUUUAUUCAUCCCCAAAUAUCCACUGAUAGUUAUUCACACUCAUGUGCCAUUGUAUUUUCACUUGUUGUCCCCGUGUGUGAAGUGCUACUGUUUAAAACGAAUGAAAAAGCAACAACGCACUGCACCAAUGGCUUGAAAAAAAAUAUAUACUUUUUUUUUUCUUUUUAGAAGAAGAAGAGCAAGAGAGGUGUUGUUGAAGUGUGACAAAAGUGGACUAUUUUUCUGUCAUUAAAAAUACUUUGCGAACCGGGUCGUAAAAGUGCCGCAUAAUCGAAAAUAUGAAGGUUUCUUUUGUGUUUCUUAAGUUGUCAGUGGGUUAUGUUGUAUUGGAGUUAUGUCUAGUUUACAACAUCAACAUCGUGU
This is a messenger RNA of Xiphias gladius (swordfish), 3651 nucleotides long. RefSeq names its product T-box transcription factor 3a (gene tbx3a). NCBI's taxonomy places the organism in Eukaryota, Metazoa, Chordata, Actinopteri, Istiophoriformes, Xiphiidae. Gene Ontology annotation, molecular function: RNA polymerase II cis-regulatory region sequence-specific DNA binding; DNA-binding transcription factor activity, RNA polymerase II-specific. The record is from RefSeq and is a predicted model, not a curated record. The transcript is spliced from 7 exons. Gene Ontology annotation, cellular component: nucleus. Bases 82 to 2226 code for a protein of 714 amino acids. Gene Ontology annotation, biological process: heart looping; cardiac chamber development; cell fate specification.